Linum trigynum is the source of this 636-nucleotide messenger RNA. The record is from the annotation of a GenBank genome assembly. NCBI's taxonomy places the organism in Eukaryota, Viridiplantae, Streptophyta, Magnoliopsida, Malpighiales, Linaceae.
AUGAUCGCCAAGAAGAAGCCUCGAGCCCGGCGAGAAACGAACCCCAGCGGCGAUCGACAAGGGCCUAGUGGAAGCAACCGAGUUACUGGGCCGAAGAACUCUAACAUGGGGUCUCGUUUCACCGUUUUGGACGUGGAGGAAGAUGGCGAUUCCCAUGCAGCUACGUCAGGGGCUGCUGGGUCAAGGGAUAGGCGGUUAGACUCCCAAGGUAGAGAUACUAAAAGGGAGGUAGGGAAUAGAGGGCCACAUAAGAAUGCAGAUAAUUCAAAGGCAGUUAAGCAAGGGACCAAGCACGUGAGAGAAGUGGAGGGGCAGAAGACAACGGGAUCACCUCACCCUGUGGAGCAAAGUUUGGAGCCCAAUCUUGCGUUGAAUAAUAAAGGAGUCAUAUGGCCGAAUAAGGAAGCACAGACGAAAGACAUGGCUCCGGAAGGGAACUUUGAAAUGGCCCACACAAGAGAUGAUUUGGAUCGGGAGCAACAUGCUAAACCACCAGAUAUCAGUGCUAGGCUGCCACCAAAUACAGCCAGAGACGUUGAAGCAAGCAUAAGCAGGAACUAUGGGAUUGUCAACGAGAAAAUCAGUGAAAGUCACCCAGGGCUCCUCCCCUCGGAGGACUCCUUGGUGAAUGCGUGA